ACUUGAAACAUCAAAUUUGUAGCCUAUGAGGCUUCUCAUAGCAAUCGAGUUGUAUCAAAAGCAACUACUAUUCGUUCUGCAAAUUAAGAAUUUGCAUAUGAAAGUUGGCCUUAAUGCAGAUUAUGCAGUAACUUCAUGACCAAGAACUUUCCUAAUCCUAACCAGAAAGACAACAAACAAGAACCACUGGGGGGCCAUGAGGAAGAGUCCCAUAAUAGGUUCUCCCGACGAAGAAGGCGGAAGACCCGGAUCCGGAUUUCCAUUUCUUACCCAUACUUGAGGCUCAAUUUGGAUUUUGUAAGGGAUACCAUGUGCUCCUCUGCAGCAUUAUACAGACGUGUGAAGUAUUUAGGCAAGGUUGUCACAAGUGAGAGUACGUGUGUACUUGAAAAUAGCAUGACUCACCACUAACCAAAAAACCAGCAGAAGUUACAGAGCCUCUAGCGCAUGGUUUCUCCAAUAUCUUAUUCUACAACUUGCUUUCACGCUCCUCUAUAAAAGCUCGACCAAGUUAUCAUGUUUGCUCGAACCAUACUUCAUAGCUUUGAUUAGCAUCGAGCAUAAGAGAACUUCACAUCUCUGAUUCCAGUAAAAGAUCAAGAUCAUCAACAAUAUGAGUUCUUCAUCGUCAGUCGCCAACAGGGCUUGGAUAGUGGCAGCAAGCGUAGGAGUAGUUGAGGCCUUGCAAAAAGACCAAUUAGGGAUGUGUAAGUGGAGCCAAACUAUGAGAUUGAUGCGGCAACAUGCCAAGACCCACCUCAGGUCUUAUUCUCAGGCUCACUCCAAACUCUCUUCCUCAUACUCAGCUUUGAGUUCAGAUGACAAGGCCAAGCAAUCUGAGGAGUCUCUCAGAAAAGUCAUGUACCUCAGCUGCUGGGGUCCCAAUUGA
Molecule: messenger RNA, 889 nt
Organism: Argentina anserina (silverweed cinquefoil)
Lineage: Eukaryota; Viridiplantae; Streptophyta; Magnoliopsida; Rosales; Rosaceae
Exons: 2
Coding region: 614-889 (91 amino acids)
Source: RefSeq, a predicted model, not a curated record